CCUACAAAUACCAAAAUUCUUGCACGGGUUUCCUUCGCAUUGUUCCCCUAGAGAACUUAUCCAGUUGGAAAUCAUGCUUACUUGCAAAGCAUGUAUAAGGAAGGCUUGUUAUCCAUUUAUAAGUCAAUCUCUCCGCCCGAAUCGAAUCCUUGCCAAUUCCCUCCCAGCCUAUGCCUCGUUUGAAUCCCACCAACGGAGGCAAUAUGCGACUUCCACUACCACAGUGACGGCUCCGAAGAAACGCAUAAGGCAAAAUGGCGCCUCGAAUCCUGAAAAAUUAUCUCCAUCAGAACGAGCUGCCCGAAAGCAGUUACAAUACUUGAAAGAUCCGCUACAUAUUGCCAAUCAUGUUAAGAAAAUACUAGAGAAAGAUGAUUUUGAAGAAGCUAUCGCAAUCACAAGAAUGGCAAGCAAAGAUACAAAGGUGGCAGUCAGUUGGAAUUACUUAAUCGAUUAUCAACUACGGCACGAUAAAAUACAUGCGGCUAUCAAGCUAUAUAAUGAGAUGAAGAAACGCGCCCAAUUUCCAACCGCAGCAACUUACACGACAAUAUUUAGGGGCUGCGCCAGAUCAUCCCAUCCGAAAUUAGCAGUGUCGGAAGUAGUCAGAAUCUACACCAGCAUGUUGGCUAACCCCCGUUUAAAACCGAACACCAUCCAUAUGAACGCCGCGCUGCAGGUCUGUGCAAGAGCCGUGGAUAUCGAUGCCUUGUUUGGCAUCGUGCAGACUGCCAACGACGGUACCAGGUUACCUGAUAGUCAGACGUAUACAACCAUACUCAUCGCCCUACGAACCUAUCUAGUCAAUCAGCGCGACUCUGCCGAAUUUGCGGGAACCAAUGCCGAAGUUGAAAAUGAUCAGAAGCAAAUGAUUUCACGAGCGAAAACAAUAUGGGAAGAAGUGAUAUCAAAAUGGAAAGAUGGUUCUCUCGUUAUCGACGAAUCGUUGGUUUGUGCAAUGGGGAGGGUCUUAUUAAUGGGUGACAUCCAUGACGCUCAGGAGGUAGAGACAUUAAUCGAGCAAACCAUGGCGAUCCCGCAGGAUAGAAGGACGGCGAACAAAUGGAAAAUGGAGAAAGAAGCAGCGGCUCUUGCGGCUCUUCCCAAGGAAGAAAAAGCUACAAGUCUGCACAACGAAGUUAAAGAAUCAACUACCUCAGUCAACGAAGGUGUAGCCCCUAAAAUAUCCAAGGAGGCACUGAGAAUUGCCAAACCUGACGCAAAUACGACGUUGGUCACCCCGAUCGAAAAUCACAAAACCAAGGUUACCAAGGCUUCUGUGUCCGGCUAUGUGAAGCCCGGCAACAAUUCACUCUCUAUGAUUCUUUCCAGCCUUGAAAUGACUCGUAGAACGAGUAAAACUGAGCGAUAUUGGAAUUAUUUCACAGAGACAUAUAACGUCGUUCCUGAUUCAGAGAAUUGGUAUCGACUACUCCUUGCCUUCCGACGCGGGAAGAAUAGCGGCAAGGCAGUUACCUAUCUACGGGAAAUGCCUAAUGAGUUUAAGGUGGCAAAAAGCUUCCGCGCGGCUAUGUGGACCUGUCUGAGGGACAAUCUCAAUACAUUUGCCUUUAUACAUGCUACUGAUGUAUUGGAGAUGAUGAUGGCCAGACCCGAUUAUUCCGACCUAAAUACUUUAAAUGUAUAUCUUCGCGUAGCAUAUGCUAGCAAGCGAACGAUUGAGGAUCAAACCGAUGGGGAGUCGGCGAAUGAAGCAUUCGAUAAGCAGCUUCACGCGGCUCUUGAUAAACUAUGGAAACCGUAUAUGCUCCUCGCGAGGAGCUAUGAGAACCACGGACCGAAGUCAAAGACGCAACGGGAUCUCAUUGCCUUUGUACAAAAGUUAAUGAGCGCCUGCGAUAGGUUAUUACAUCGCGGAGCGCUGGAUCCACAUACGACAGCCCAAAUCAUGUCGAGACGUAACAGUCUUGGUAGGGUUGUCUCAAAACACUACGAACAAAUGAAAAUGAUCGAUCCUAGCUUCAAACCCGAGAAAGAUGCCGAUACAGGCCUAGAAGAUGAGGCUGAUCACGACCUCCAUUCGAGUAGACAAAUUCAUCGACAAAGAUUUCGCGAAGAUAAGGAAGACUACGAAGAGAAAUUUGAUGAAAUGCGAUAAGCACAGGAGAAUAUGGAAUGAAAAUAAUUAAGAAGUGAUCGCCACUAUUUGUUCAUGGAUUAUGAGGUUGGGGAUACCCCUAUACAUAGAUGGAUUUGUAUAAUAAACAAAGACACGAGGAAUUCCUUCGAUGCGUGUGUGUACCUGCAAUGUAAAUAUUGUAUGCCAAUACUGUUUAGGGAUGAAUAGUAUAGAUGUACACACUUUCAAGGUACAUCAAGCACAUGCGCGCAAUGAUAUCACCCCUCGCGAGCGGGAGGAACUAGGUAAA
Hypoxylon trugodes is the source of this 2390-nucleotide messenger RNA. RefSeq lists its product as uncharacterized. The record is from RefSeq and is a predicted model, not a curated record. Lineage: Eukaryota; Fungi; Ascomycota; Sordariomycetes; Xylariales; Hypoxylaceae. The transcript is spliced from 3 exons. Gene Ontology annotation, molecular function: protein binding. The coding region runs from base 74 to 2119 and encodes 681 amino acids.